AACCACAGAUAUAAAGGCUUGGCAUAGAGCAAGCGCUUCACUAUAUAUGUAUGGAAAGGAGAAUGCUUUAAUUUGCUACCCAUACUGAAAACAAACCUUUCUGUAUUUUUUCUCUCCAAAUUUAUAUAACCUCAACCAAAAAAACCAUGAAGGUGACAGUAGAAAGAACAGAAAUUGUUAAGCCAUUUUGCGAUAGCAAUAAGAUUCCUUCUGAUCCAAAAUCACACUUCGUUCCUCUUAGUGUAUUUGAUAAAGUCAGUUACAACACUCAUGUAGCUAUCAUUUAUGCCUAUAAUCCACCAACUCCAACCAAUGCUACCAUUGAGAAUGCUACCAUUGAGCUUGGCCUGCAAAAAGUCUUAUCAGAAUACAGAGAAUGGGCAGGAAGAUUAGGAGAAGAUGAAAAUGGCGAUCCUGUCAUUUUUCUAAAUGACAAAGGGGUGAAUUUUGUUGAGGCAUCGACUGAUAUUAAGCUUGAACAAGUCAUGCCUUUGCAGCCAUCUCCAUUUUUACUUAGUCUUCACCCUAAGGCAAAUGAUGUGGAGGCAUUAUUGCAAGUUCAACUCACUAGAUUCGCUUGUGGCUCACUGGUGAUUGGCUUCACAGGCCAUCAUUUAGUAGCUGAUGGGCACUCCGCUAGCAAUUUUUUGGUUGCUUGGGGGAAAGCUACUAGAGGACUUGAACAUAACCCUCUUUCCUCUUCAUGAUCGAACCAUUUUUAACGCCUAGAAUCUCGAACCAUUUUUAACCCUAGAAAUCCGCCAUAUUUCGAGUUUGAACACAAAGGAGUAGAAUUUAAAUGCAAAAAUCUUGUCAAUGAUUGUUCUAAUUAUGAUGGAAUGUCGGUAGAAGAAGUUGAAGUCCAUAAAGUCCAUUUUACAAUGGAAUUUCUCUCUGAGCGCAAAACUAGGGCUUCUAAUUCAUUACCGAAUGGAGCUAAUGGUAAUAACAAGCCCUAUACCACUUUUGAAAGUUUGCUUGCUCAUUUGUGGAGGACUAUGACGAAGGCUCGUCAAUUGAAUGGGUUUGAAAAUAGCAGUAUAAGAAUUUCAGUCAAUGGUUGUGCGCGAAUGAACCCAAAAGUACCAAAUGAAUAUUUUCGUAACUUGGUGCUAUGGGCAUAUCCAAGUUCUAAGGUUGAAGACCUAGUGCAGGAGACAUCGGGUUACGCAGCCGAGCUCAUUCGCCCUGAAUUUUUUACUUGCAAUUCUACCUUAAAUAGAAUUUUGUACCCUAGGCAAUAUAAACUUAUCAACCUAGUUGCAACUAUGCUUUAA
Jatropha curcas is the source of this 1277-nucleotide messenger RNA. RefSeq names its product agmatine coumaroyltransferase-2. NCBI's taxonomy places the organism in Eukaryota, Viridiplantae, Streptophyta, Magnoliopsida, Malpighiales, Euphorbiaceae. Gene Ontology annotation, molecular function: acyltransferase activity, transferring groups other than amino-acyl groups. The record is from RefSeq and is a predicted model, not a curated record.